AUGUCAAGAUUGUAUGAAAAGAUUUGCUCUAAAACAUCAUUGGAGAAGACAUAUGAUUUCUAUUAUAUGUUUAAUGGACACGAAUAUAUAUGUAAUAAGUGUGGCAAGAUGUACAUGCAUAGAGGAAGUCUUCAAAGGCAUUCAAAAUUUGAAUGUGGUGUAACUCCAAAAUUUGGCUGUGGCUUUUGUGGACGCAGAUUCUCUCAAAGAUCUAAUUUAAGCAGACAUGUGGUUGAUAUACAUAGGAGUGCUCUUGAAGAAUUUAUCAAUAAGCGUUCGGAAUCAAGAAAUGAAGAUGAUUUAAUAUUGCAAGUCAGUAACCAUAACAUAAUGUAAAAUACAUAAAUCUUGGAUGUUAAACUUAAUUUAGUAGUUAUUAUUUUAUUAAACAACUUAUAAUUUGCCAAAGUUUAUUUACCAUUAAUAAAAUCAUAAUUUUGUUUAUUCA
Rhopalosiphum padi (bird cherry-oat aphid) is the source of this 448-nucleotide messenger RNA. Its product is annotated as putative zinc finger protein 840. Bases 1 to 336 code for a protein of 111 amino acids. The transcript is spliced from 3 exons. The record is from RefSeq and is a predicted model, not a curated record. Lineage: Eukaryota; Metazoa; Arthropoda; Insecta; Hemiptera; Aphididae.